AUGGAAGCAGAUCGCCCUGGCAAGCUUUUCAUUGGUGGGCUCACUAGAGAAGCCAAUGAAAAGACGCUAAAAGCAGUAUUUGGGAGACAUGGUCCUGUGUCAGAAGUUCUGUUGUUGAAAGAUCGACGCAGGAAGUGCAGAGGCUUUGCGUUCAUUACUUUUGAGAACGCUGGAGAUGCUCAGCAUGCUGCCAGAGAUUGGAAUGGAAAGUUUUUGGAUGGAAAAGUGAUAAAAGUAGAACAAGCCAAGAAACCAUUGUUUCAAAGUGCUGGCAGGCAGAGAACACCGUGUUUUUCAAGAAAGAGUAGACCCACAGGAAAACAGAGAUCUGCAAGAGGAAGGAGUGGACAGACAAGAGGCUGGCAUCCCUCACAUGGAGGACGCUUGGAUGAUGGUGCAUACACUCGUGAUCUCAAUAUGGGUUCUUUCAGGGGAACUUUUCCAGUUAAAAGAUGUCCACCUUUCAGAAGUGGAGGUCCUUAUCCAAAUAAGUCUGCUCCUUUUACUCUGGCUAGAAGCAAUAGUGGGAUGGGCCUUUUGAUCAAUGCAGAAAUAAGUACUAUCCUGUCAAUGAAGACAGGGACCUCUCAUGGUUCAGCACCCGCACAAAGGCCUUGGAAGACUUAUGGUGGAAGCAGUUGCCCUCAUCAUAACAAUACACGAGAUAGGUAUUGCAGAAGUCGGGAGAGAUACUCAAGGAGCCAUGGUGAUCUCUCUUCCAGUGAUGGUGAGCAUUGUGGCAGAAAAGAACCAAUGUGCCCACCCUCUAUGGAGAGAGUGAACCGUGCUUCUUGUGAAGCACAUGGUAGCUCAAGAUACCGGACAUUUACAGGAGAUGAUGGGGGAAGGCGAUGGGAAAAAGGAGACUGA
Molecule: messenger RNA, 870 nt
Organism: Cebus imitator (Panamanian white-faced capuchin)
Lineage: Eukaryota; Metazoa; Chordata; Mammalia; Primates; Cebidae
Product: RNA-binding motif protein, Y chromosome, family 1 member A1-like
Exons: 6
Coding region: 1-870 (289 amino acids)
Biological process (GO): positive regulation of mRNA splicing, via spliceosome
Cellular component (GO): spliceosomal complex
Molecular function (GO): RNA binding
Source: RefSeq, a predicted model, not a curated record